Molecule: messenger RNA, 1521 nt
Organism: Bufo bufo (common toad)
Lineage: Eukaryota; Metazoa; Chordata; Amphibia; Anura; Bufonidae
Gene: MTERF2
Product: mitochondrial transcription termination factor 2
Exons: 2
Coding region: 222-1406 (394 amino acids)
Biological process (GO): regulation of DNA-templated transcription; termination of mitochondrial transcription
Cellular component (GO): mitochondrial matrix
Molecular function (GO): double-stranded DNA binding
Source: RefSeq, a predicted model, not a curated record
ACCCUUCACACUCUACCAUCUACAGUGAGGAUUCCUAGCUUGCUACUUCUAUUUCAUAAAACUACAACUCCCAGCAGCACCUGGGGCAUCCUACAGAAAUAUCUGGCUGUGCUCGGUGGUGGCUGACAGGAAGCCGUGGAGGAAGAGGGAGGGUCAGUCCUGUGAAUGGACAAUGACACUGUGUAUGUAAUGAAAAUAACUUUCAGUGAUACAUAGCAACCAUGCUGAAAGCUGUAGCUGACACUGUACUGAGAUGGCCCUAUAGACCAUGGAGAAAAGCUCUUCUGUGCCAACAGAUUAUUUCAUCUGCUUGUUUUCAGGGUAACAUGAAGUUCACUUUUUCAGAUUCUUCACCAGAUUCCCAAAAAUGUGCAACAGAAAACAAAACAACAGUUGACAAUCUUUAUAAAUUGUCUGUGAACAUUAAGAAAAUUCACCGACUUAAAAGCUGGGUACUUUAUAAAGAUGUGGCCUAUGUUGAGGAGACUGCAAAUAUUUUGAAAGAAAUGGGAGCGAGUGACAUUACUGUGGCCAAUAUUCUUGAGUCUUGUCCAGAAGCUUUUUUACAGGAACCUGCAGAAAUCAACGCUCAAAAAUCCAACUGGAACUUAGUUUGCCCCAAGGAUGAAGAACUAAUAACACUAAUUGAAAAGUUUCCAGAUUCCUUUUUCACUUGUAAAAGCCCCACCAAUCAGCGAGACAACAUCAAAUACUUUCAAGAUUUGGGACUUAACAAUAAAAUUGUCAGCAGACUUCUAACAAGUGCUCCACAAAUCUUUUGUAAUCAGGUUGAAAGCAAUAAGAAGAUGGUCGAUGCUCUCGAAGAAAAUUACCUUAGUCUAGGGGGUACAAGAGGGAACUUUAAAACCUGGAUAAUGAAGUUAAUAAGUCAAGAUCCAUUUGUCCUCUCGAAUACCACCAAGACAAUGAAAGAGAACCUGAAGUUUUUACAAGAUUUAGGAUUUCAUGAUGAGAAAGUAUUGAAACUACUGUCUAAACUGAAAGGUUUUAUCUUUGAUCUAAACACAGGCACUAUGGAAAAGGGGGUUUUGUUCACAAUGUCGACUUUCAAAUGCAACAGUGAAGAGCUAAGAGAGAUGGUAAUAAAAUGUCCUGCCCUUCUCUACUAUUCUGUUCCUUUGCUGGAGGAACGUUUACAAGUUCUUCUCCGGGAAGGAGCCUCUAUACAUCAAGUAAAAGAAUGUCCUAAUGUUCUAGAACUCACCCCGCAGAUUGUGCAGCUUAGAGCUAGAAAAAUCAAACAACUGGGUCGAAGAAUACAGGACCAAAGUAUAGAGGUUUUAAAUGGAACUAAAAAAGAUUUUGAAGUUAAUUAUGGAAAGUUGCAAAGGGGAAAAGAACGUCCUCUCUUUAAUCCCGUUGCUCCAUUGCAUGUGGAAGAGUGAGUUAAACACUGUAUAACAGGGCUGGAACUGCGAGUGGAUUGUUGAAUUGGUUGUCUAAUUGUUAUAUUUACAAUUUAUGGUUUCCGAGUCCAUUAAACGGGGGUAUUAACUUUUU